Messenger RNA from Acanthopagrus latus (yellowfin seabream), 4555 nucleotides. It is a transcript of the gene edn3b, whose product is annotated as endothelin 3b. Gene Ontology annotation, molecular function: hormone activity; endothelin B receptor binding. Gene Ontology annotation, biological process: intracellular calcium ion homeostasis; regulation of systemic arterial blood pressure by endothelin; vein smooth muscle contraction. Lineage: Eukaryota; Metazoa; Chordata; Actinopteri; Spariformes; Sparidae. Bases 388 to 864 code for a protein of 158 amino acids. The record is from RefSeq and is a predicted model, not a curated record. Gene Ontology annotation, cellular component: extracellular region. The transcript is spliced from 4 exons.
UUGAGGAGCAUCGCUGCGCUCUCUGCUCCAAACGUCACCACCACUGGAGAGACAUUUGUUUUAAAGGGACACCGCUCACUCCAGUGCGCGUGUCACUGCUGGGAUUCAUUACAUGAAGCCGUACAUAUAAAAAAAAAAAAGAAAGAAAGAAAGAAAGAAAGAAAGAAAGAAAGAAAGAAAGAAAGAAAGAAAGAAAGAAAGAAAAAGAAAAAAAAGGGGAAGAAACAUCUUCUGGGUCGUUAACCUGACGUCUGGUCCGCAUGAAAUGAGCCGCACAUGGACAUCUCCACUGACGUUGAUGGAUUUCUACUCGAUGCUGGCGGGGGACUGAUUUGACAAGUGCGCUGCAUCCUCAUCGGGCUGUGGUUCACUUUGGGAUUAUCUGACAUGGCAAGGAUACUGUGCACGCGCGCGAAAGUUAUGCUUUUCAAAAUAAUGGCACUGAUUGUCUUUCAAGGUGUGCUGGCCGCAUCCCAGGUCCAACCCGGAGGUCUCCCAGACUCCAGCAGGGUGUCUGGCUCCGGACGCCUACAGCUUCCCGACGCGACGGAGGCGAAGUCCAGAGCCAAGCGCUGCACUUGUUAUUCCUACAAGGAUAAAGAGUGCGUCUACUACUGCCACUUGGAUAUAAUCUGGAUCAACACUCCCGAACGCACGGUGCCCUAUGGAAUGUCGAACUACAGAGGACCUCAGCGAAUCAGGCGUGCUGUCGGUGGACGAGCAUCUGACCCUGGGGAGUCAAAGACUCAGCGCUGCGUCUGCACUGUGAUCGACACAGACCCAGAGUGCCGUGAUUUCUGUCUGUCAAGCCCCCUGCAGACGGUGCCAAUCAGGAGCCUCCACAGAGUCCCCGGUCCUGGGUGACAGUUUGACGCCUCUCCAUCUUCUGCUCCUCGCCUCGGGGUAAUGGACCCCUCCCUCCUCUUCAGUCCCUCCGCUCUCUGUUUUAUUCGCCUCCGCAGGUACACUCACAUUCAAGAGAAGAGCUCUGGAGUCUGACAUUGCCGAAAUUCCUCAGCAUCAUAACUCUUGGAGCAAGUUUCGUCAGGCUAAGUGGUUUUAAGAACUCUUCAUCAAAUUCAAUACAGAUCCCCGGAGGCUAUGCCCUUUCUGUUCCCCCCUGAGAGCAGCACGAGGAUUACUUCCAUAUAAUAGACAAUGGCCUUACCUCUGUCAAGCUUGAUCAGACAGACCCUUUGUAGUUUACACUUAGUUACGGAACGCUGUGGAUAUCGCUUGACUCUCGCUUUCAAAACCACAAGAUCCGCCAUUAUAAAUCUUUCAGGGACAACAAAGUGCCACGAGGAGCCAAGGAAAGUACGAGGCGGGACAUUGUGAAAUCACACAGACUAAAAUGUUGAAAAACACUGAGUCAAAAAGAAGGGGGAAAGCUUUUGGGCCUUAUUAUUGAGCUUUGAUUUAUGAGACACUUUUUUUUCAGUCAAUCUGGAAACCGUUCACACCCUGAUAGUUUGCAUAUUUUGUUCAUAUCACUUCUCUCAGCUGUAAUGUAUCAAUCCAUCACCAAACCGUCAUAUACGUGAUCUUACCAUCUCUGGCUUACACGACUUUGCAGAAACUGCGUGACAAGCUUUAGCUUGAGUGAACUGAUUGAACCGUCUAUGGUCAAGUCUUGCCCCAAAUAAGUCCAACACUUUCCUGUUUCAUUGCAGCUAAUGACAUCACAGGGACGCAUCCGCUCAUUUAGCUGUCAUUGGCUGCUCUGAGCUGUGGAUUACUUACAUUCUGUAAUUUGUGUUAUACAUUAAAAAGCAAGACGAUAUUCUAUAUUUCUCUCACUGUCAACAAAUCCCUUGAAAAGACCAAAACCAACAUUUAUGUCUAUUAAAGGGGGUUGGGAGACAUAAACCAGAGUGACCUGAGUGACAGACUGACCGCCACUCAUUCAGUGAAAGUACAUUUGUGGCAAUAUGAUUUUAAAAUGUGGUACUUGCAUGUCGCCUAGCUAGCGGCUCGUAGCGACUGGGAGGCUGUCCAUUGUGUGACUGUCUGUGGGGCAGUGGGCGUGUCAGUACGCAGCCGUGCUGUAGCCCUGCUGUUCACGGCACCUGUGUGUUAAGCUAUUUCAACCUCUAAAAUGCAGGUUUUUACAAAUUUGUUUAGAAGUUGUCAAUAUAGACUCAAGCAGUCACGUGCUUCAUUGGAGUACAGUCAUAUUGUUUCAACUGAAGCUCAAAGAAACAGGUUCAAAGCCCUGUUUUCAUUGGCCGAGUAUUACCUGGGUACCUGUAGUAAAGUAAAGAUCUUUAUCCCUUGCAAACCUGCCAUAUUAUAUAUUAUUAGUAUGGCAGAGUAAAUAGGUAAAUAUUGCAUAUAAUACUCAGUAUAUGGUAUCAAACACAGUGGUUGUUUGACGAUAUUAGUCUUGUGUGAAUGAGCACCUCUGUGAUUAGGGGUCGCGUUUUUUUCUGUAACAUCUUGUUCUGAGUGAUUGUGAAAUAUAAUCACAGCUAUGUUGAACAGCUCUGAGAUCAGUUCUACUGAUGUUUAAAAGUGACGACAGGGAAGAUUAGGAGCAGCAAGUGGGUUGUCGUAUUCAAAUAGCCACAAAAAGCAUCUGUUGCUUGAUCUAAAUCAGCUGCAAAUGAAUAUGUAUGCUUGUAACACAUGCAGAAAGUGAUCAAAACAACUCUAAAAUAUAUUAUUAAUGUGUCUGCUAAACAACAGACUCCACUUCUGAAACGGUGAUGUUACAAGGGUGCUUUGACAUCAUGUCAGGGGGCUAAUUGUGAGUAAAUUUAAGUAAAAUACAGGCUUUACUUAUCCCAUGCAAAUGCACUGUAUGAAAGAUAUAGGGGGGUCACUUUCUAAAUCACAUGAGGUCCACUGUAAUACUAGUCCUGUGGGAAUAGGGCUCAAGUGUGCAGUAUCAUCUUAAGUAUUAUUAAGUAUUAAAUAUUAAUAUUGUCUGUGUAGUCAAAGCCUGAUAUAUCUUAUUCCUUUGUGUCAUAGACCUCAUCCUAAAAUAUUUUUAAACACAUGAACAACAUCACCGUUGUACUGGUGCCAUGUUCCCUCAUCACAAUGAACACGGACAUUGUUCCUUUAAGUCAGUCCCUGGUGCACGAAAUGUAUAUCCGCAGCUGAAAAUAGUCCCUUACAUACACACUAUUUACAUAUAUUUUUUACAUACAUUGAAUAGCAUUUGCUGAAAACUGCAGUGCCCAGCUGUUUCAAGAAAGCACUCAGCUUUUGUGAAAGAUGAAACUGUGUAUCAGGGACUCGUUUUUUUUAGAUUUAUGUACGAAAUAAAUAGGUGUGGGGCCAAGAAAAAGAAAGAGAAUGUAAUGAGACGAAUGCAGUUUUGGUUUAGGGUUUGUAACGGGGUUUAGUUGCAGUAAGAAACAUAGAGAAUGAUGCUUUAAGGGUUAAAAGACUCUGAUCUGUAGCUAUAGCCAAAUUAGUGAAGCAAAGCUCCUGGUCAAUAUGGACUAGUGUUGAUAUAUAACUCCAUGAAUCUGUGAUGUAAUGAAAGAAGCUGAAAGCGCCAUGUCUAAAGCCUAAACAGACGGUGGUUCAAGCGUGUCAAAUUCGAUCAAGCUUCACUAACAGCUUCUACAAACAGAGUUAAAAACCCACCAUAGUUGAGUGAUUGUGUUCUUUGUUUUUGGGGCACAUGUGCUCACUCACUCACCAGCUAUUUAGUUUAUCUGGUUUUCAUUCUCCCGUGCUCUAAUACUUUGUAUUCCUGUCCAGUCUGCCAAAUACUUAAGCUGACAAUAUAUACUUACAAAAAUGUGUCCACCUUUUAUAAUUUUCCAUCAACAGCAGAAAUAGUUCUCCUGUGAGGAGCUCAGCCAGGUUAACAUCUUGUACAAAUUUUGUGUUUUCUAUCUGUUUGUCAGGCAGCAUUGUGUCACGACAAACCAGACCAAUUUACCCAAAUUAUGUGGUAUACUCCACACAGCAAAAAUAACCAGAAGUAGGUGGAUGCUUUUUGUUUGUGCCUGCUGGUUUGCGGUCCGUGCUGAAAAGUGCACUGAGAGCAUUUCCGUGAAAAUGGAGUUUUAUGUGAGGAGGCAUCACAGGACAAUACGCUCUUGAGUUUGGCACAACUUCGCUAGUCUGUCCUGAAAAAUGGAAUACAGGUUUCUUUCUUUGUACAAUUACAAUAAUCUGCUCAGAGUCUUUCCAAGAAUGAAUCACUACUUGAUUCAUAAAAAGCCAUUGAAUCAUGCCGAGCAGUACCGUAAAAGUACCGUAAGGAGAAUUCGCACUGGCUUUGGUUGCCUUCUGGUGCAUGCUUGAAUCAGCACGUUGACAUCCAAUACAAGUUUCCAGUUCGACAGUUCAGAAGUUCAUGAAGUGGUUACAUCUCAUUCUGGUCCAAGCAAAUAAAAAAUUUCCUGUGCUGGUCAGUGGAUGGGGAUCCAUGCAAAUUAAAAAUCAACAGUGACUUUUCAAGAACUGUUUGGUGGGUCAUGUUGAACACAAUAUAUGUAUAAGUGUGAUUAUUUUUGUUUAUAGGAAUUAUUAAUUUACUAUUACUUUACAUAACAUGAAGAGGAUUAUAUUACAUAAAAAAUGUAUUACA